Stegodyphus dumicola is the source of this 537-nucleotide messenger RNA. RefSeq lists its product as uncharacterized. NCBI's taxonomy places the organism in Eukaryota, Metazoa, Arthropoda, Arachnida, Araneae, Eresidae. The record is from RefSeq and is a predicted model, not a curated record.
AUGGAAGCGAGCGGCCGUCCAAGUUCUUCAAGGACGGAUAUCAACACGGCACGUGUUGAAGAAAUCAUCCAAAGGGAUCGACGAGUAACCGUGCGUGAGAUUGCCUUAGAGUUGGACCUGAGUUAUGGUAACGUUCAGCGUAUCGUGUCCGAUGAGUUGCGAUAUUCCAAAGUUUGUGCCCGCUGGGUUCCACGUGCGUUGUCCACGGAGCAUAAGGCCACUCGAACCACGUUAGAAAUGUGCAGCCUCACAUUUCUACAGCGAUACCAUUCAGACGGCCAACACUUCAUUGAUCGCAUCAUUACCGGUGAUAAAACAUGGCUUCAUCACUUCACCCCCCGCAUCCAAAAGAGCCAGAUGGAGUGGAAACACGCUGGAUCACCGACGAGGAAGAAGUUUAAGGUCACACCCUCUGCCGGUAAAGUGAUGGCAACCGUUUUCUGGGAUACGACUAGUGUUAUCCUAAUCGAGUAUUUGGAGCGUGGCCAUACCAUUAAGGCCAAUCGUUUAUUGUGCCACCUUAACGAAAUUGCGUGA